AUGAAAACUCCAGUCUAUUCCGGAUCCAGUUCGAGUGCUGCAACUCCUCUCCUAACACCAAGAAAUUCAGGUUUUAGUAGAAAUGGUGCAGUGAUUGCCACACCUCUAGGAAAUAUGACUCCACAAGAGUAUUCACAGUUAAAGAUUGAACAAGAAAUAGAUUCCCGAAACAGACCACUCACUGAUGAAGAACUAGAUGCUAUUCUUCCAUCAGAGGGUUUUGAGAUUCUUCAACCCCCAACAGAUUAUGUUCCUAAGAGAAGAAAUAGAACAAGUUCUUUUUCAAGUGGAGAAGUGACACCAUUGAAUGGUAGUGCAACACCUUACUAUAGCAUUCCAGAUGAAUUGAAUGCAUCUAAUUUUGGAAUUCAAACAGGAACUCUUGGAGCAGACAUGCCUGAAAUGAAACCAGACGAUUAUCAAUAUUUUAGUAAACUCUUAGAGGAAAAGGAAGAAAAGGAUAUGAGUGAUGAAGAAAAAGUGGAGAGAAAAAUUCUCAAAUUGCUCUUAAAGAUUAAAAAUGGUACCCCACAAAUGAGAAAACAAGCUAUGAAGUUUAUUACAGAUCAUGCCAAAGAAUUGGGGGCUGGUCCUUUGUUCGAUCAAAUAUUGCCACUAAUGAUGUCAACAACUCUGGAAGAACAAGAAAGACACUUGUUGGUCAAGUUAAUUGACAGAAUUUUAUACAAAUUGGAUGACCUAGUUAGACCUUAUGUACACAAGAUAUUACUUGUAACUCAACCAAUGUUGAUUGAUGAAGAUUAUUUCACCAGAAUUGAAGGAAGAGAAAUUAUUGCUAAUCUUGCAAAAGCUGCCGGUUUGGCCACAAUGAUAGCUGCUAUGAGACCUGAUAUUGAUCACGCAGAAGAGUAUGUAAGAAAUACAACCAGUAGAGCCUUUGCAGUUGUUGCUAGUGCUUUGGGUGUUCAAAACCUGUUACCUUUCCUAAAGGCUGUUUGUAAAUAUAAGAAGACUUGGGAAACUAGACAUACUGGUAUGAGAAUCGUUCAACAUAUUGCCAUUCAAUUAGGUUGUGGUGUAUUGCCAUAUUUAACAGAACUGGUAGAAAUAAUCAAGGAUGGAUUUAAUGAUAGUGAACCAAAAGUGAGGAGCAUGACUGGUUUAGCUGUUGCUGCUCUUGCCCAAUCAUCAGCUCCAUUCGGUAUUGAAUCAUUUGAAUGUGUUUUGAAACCAUUGUGGAAAGGUUUGUCAAACAAUAAGGGUAAGAUUCUAGCUGCAUACAUCAAAGCUGUGGGUUAUAUUAUCCCACUCAUGGAUGCUACCAGCGCUAAAAAAUAUACUUCUGUUGUGAUUGAUAAUAUUGUUAAACAAUUUGAUAGUCAAGAAGAAGAAAUGAAAAGAAUAGUUUUGAAGGCAGUAGCUCAAUGCGUGGCUACCGAUGGUAUUGAUGCAACUUUUGUCAGAGAGAGAAUUAUUCCAAAAUUCUUUUCUAGUUUUUGGGACAGAAGUAUGGUUAAUGAUAGAAGAAACUAUAAUCAACUUGUAGAAACAACUGUUGCAAUUGCCACAAAUGUUGGCUGUUCCCUUGUUGUUGGAGAGCUUAUAAGCAAUUUGAAAGACGAAAAUGAACCAUUCAGACACAUGACCUUGGAAACAAUCACCAAAAUUAUUGAAAAUCUAGGAACUGCUGAUAUUGGUGAACGUUUGGAAUUGGAAAUAUUGGAAGAAUGUCUCAUUUUCUGUAUUGUCCAAGAUCAAAGUAGUCCUGUAAAUGAUAAGAAGAAUUAUUAUCUUGUAAUUAACUCUGUUGCCACAAUAAUGAAAGCAUUCGGUAUUAGAUGUAAAAAGUACUUGCCAAAGCUUACAGGUACUAUUCUUCACAGGUUAACCAACAAGUCUGAGAAGGUUAGACAACAAGCAGCUGAUUUAUUGACAGACAUGAUAUCAAUAGUGAAGCUUUGCAAUGAAGAAACUCGUCUAACUCAAUUCAAAAUGAUAAUCUACGAAUUUUUAAGAGAUGAAGAAUAUCCUGAUGUUUUGGGAUCUGUAUUAGCUUCUAUGAAUGCCAUUGUAGAGGCUCUUGGUGAGGGUGAUGAGUCCAAACCAUCGAUAGACGAAGUUCUCACCAGAUGUACCCCAAUUCUUAAAAACAGGAACGAGAAGGUUGAAGAAAAUCUUAUCAACCUGAUUGGUACAAUUGCCAAGACAUCAGCAAAUAGAGUGAGUGGUAAGGAAUGGUUAAGAAUUUGUUUUGAUUUAUUGGAAGUGCUUAGAGCUCACAAGAAAUCAAUCAGAAGAGCAGCUAUCAAAACUUUUGGUUAUAUUGCCAAGGAAAUUGGUCCAUCAGAUGUGUUGGUAACUCUUCUAAGCAAUCUUAGAGUCCAAGAACGUCAAAACAGAGUGUGUACCACUAUCGCUAUUGCCAUUGUUGCUGAAACCUGUGGCCCAUUUACAGUGCUUCCAGCCCUCAUGAAUGAAUACCGAGUACCUGAGCUUAAUGUUAGAACUGGUGUACUCAAAUCACUCUCCUUCCUAUUUGAAUAUAUUGGAGAUUUAUCUACUGAUUAUAUCUAUGCUGUUACGCCACUCAUUGAGGAUGCCUUAAUGGACAGAGAUCUUGUUCACAGACAAACAGCAUGUGCAGCCGUGAAACAUAUAGCACUUGGUGUGUAUGGCAGAGGAAAAGAGGAUAUUCUACUCCACUUGUUGAAUUAUGUUUGGCCCAACAUUUUCGAAACAUCCGCCCAUGUUAUCAACUCUGUCAUGGAAUCUAUUGAGGCUCUUCGUGUAGCAUUGGGCCCUUGUGUAUUUUUACAGUAUUUAUUGCAAGGUCUGUUUAGUCCUGCAAGAAAGGUUAGAAAUGCCUUUUGGAAAGUUUACAACAAUGUAUAUAUUGGUCACCAAGAUGCACUUGUACCAUUUUACCCAAGCAUAACCAACGAAGAGGAGAACCAUUACGAAAGAACAGAGCUUAAUUGGUUCAUAUAA
This is a messenger RNA of Naegleria gruberi, 2949 nucleotides long. RefSeq lists its product as uncharacterized. Gene Ontology annotation, molecular function: mRNA binding. Bases 1 to 2949 code for a protein of 982 amino acids. Gene Ontology annotation, biological process: spliceosomal complex assembly. Gene Ontology annotation, cellular component: U2-type prespliceosome; catalytic step 2 spliceosome; U2 snRNP. NCBI's taxonomy places the organism in Eukaryota, Heterolobosea, Eutetramitea, Acrasida, Naegleriidae. The record is from RefSeq and is a predicted model, not a curated record. The transcript has a single exon.